This is a messenger RNA of Dioscorea cayenensis subsp. rotundata (Guinea yam), 1258 nucleotides long. Its product is annotated as two pore potassium channel a-like. Gene Ontology annotation, cellular component: plant-type vacuole membrane. The record is from RefSeq and is a predicted model, not a curated record. The coding region runs from base 1 to 1152 and encodes 383 amino acids. NCBI's taxonomy places the organism in Eukaryota, Viridiplantae, Streptophyta, Magnoliopsida, Dioscoreales, Dioscoreaceae. The transcript has 3 exons. Gene Ontology annotation, biological process: stabilization of membrane potential; potassium ion transmembrane transport. Gene Ontology annotation, molecular function: potassium ion leak channel activity; calcium ion binding.
AUGAUUUCUGAAUGUCAAAACCUCACUGAUUCCUCUGAACUCAUUCUGAAAAUAAAACAACUUUGCUCCAAAAAACCAAGCAAUAGAUCUUCAGAUCAUGCAGUAAAACUGGAUGAUGAUACCAUCAGAGAGCCUCUGCUCCCGGGAUUAUCAGAAUCAACAUCUGGUGCCAAGAAAAGGAAAAUACGGCGAUGUAAAACAGCUCCUGCAGCAGAUAUCUCACUGGAAAGACACAGCAACUGCAAAGAUGUGUCUCCAGAUCCCAAGUUCAUGUUAACCAAUCUCCAACCAAGCUUCAAACUAGUGGCCUUUGCACUAGCUGUCUACCUUGGUUCAGGCAUGGUGUGUUUUUAUGCUAUCAGAGAUCAAAUUCAGGGCCACAAAACAAAUGACAUUCUCGAUGCAUUGUAUUUCUGCAUCGUCACAAUGACAACUGUUGGAUAUGGUGAUCUUGUCCCUAAUAGUAUUGGCUCAAAACUUUUGGCCUGUGCAUUUGUGUUCAUUGGCAUGGCAAUCGUGGCAAUCUUCAUCAGUAAAUCAGCUGAUUAUCUUGUGGACAAGCAAGAGGCAUUGCUAGUCAGAGCAUUACACAAUCAUAAAAACUCCGGUAAGGCGCAUUUGAUCAGGGAAACAGAGAUGAGCAAAGUGAAGAACAAAUUACUCAUGACAGCAAUGUUUAUAUCUGUCCUUAUGCUAACCGGAACCGUGUUCUUGGUAAAAGUCGAGAAAUUGAGCCUUGUUGAUGCAUUCUAUUGUGUUUGUUCUACAAUCACAACCUUAGGAUAUGGUGACAAGAGCUUCUCAACAGAAUCCGGCCGCAUUUUCGCCGUUUUCUGGAUAUUGAUUAGCAGUGUCAGUUUGGCUCAGUUCUUUUUCUACCUUGCUGAACUGAAAGCUGAGCAGAAACAACAAUUACUGGCCAGAUAUGUACUUACAAGAAGGAUGACAUUUGUGGAUCUUGAAGCAGCUGAUCUUGAUCAUGAUGGUUCUGUCAGUGGGGCUGAGUUCAUAGUGUACAAGUUGAAAGAGUUGGGUAAGAUUAGUGAAGAAGACAUUGCACUUGUGAUGGAAGAGUUUGAUGAUCUUGAUGUUGAUCAUUCUGGGAAAAUUUCAGCAUCUGAUAUUAUAAAUGCUCAAUUUACUAUACCCUAACAUAUUAUUAUAUAUUAACAACAACAUACCAUACCCCCACAAAAUCAAAGUGAUUUUUUUUUUUUUUAAAGCUUUAUUUGUAGGGAUUCUCAAAUCAUCUCUUGCA